Messenger RNA from Paramecium sonneborni, 501 nucleotides. The record is from the annotation of a GenBank genome assembly. NCBI's taxonomy places the organism in Eukaryota, Ciliophora, Oligohymenophorea, Peniculida, Parameciidae.
AUGUCUGAUCAAUUAGUAUCUAAAAAUCCAGAUAAAUUUGAUAGAGAAACUUGGGGCAGAUAUUUAAUCAGUCAAGAAUAUAAAAAAAUAUUAACAGUUACUAAAAAUGAUAUUAAACACACAGAAGAUUUUUAUUUAGAAAUUUAUAAAAAAGAAAAAUAAAUUAUUGAAAAAGAAUUAGAUUAACCAGAUAAUAAAAGAGCAUCAAAAAUUAAGUAAGUUUUAGAUGUUAACUUCGAUUAAAAUCCUUUCUUUUAACAAUUAUAUUAAUAAGUUGUGCAAGAAAGCUUAGAAAUUAUUAAAACUACUAUCAAGUAAACUAAAGAAACUGAUUCUGUUUACAAAGAUUUAUUGUAAUUAGGAUGGUUUUUAGUUAUUUGUUUAAAUCCAUAUUUAGAAUUUAAAGACAUUAAUAUGGAUUUUAAUUAGUUUUAUGAAGAGAUGCAAACAUUAACAGAAGCAUAACUUCUUGAAAAAAUUGGGAAACGUUUAGAUUUAUGA